Pan troglodytes (chimpanzee) is the source of this 18005-nucleotide messenger RNA. RefSeq names its product peroxidasin like (gene PXDNL). The coding region runs from base 5921 to 9529 and encodes 1202 amino acids. The record is from RefSeq and is a predicted model, not a curated record. NCBI's taxonomy places the organism in Eukaryota, Metazoa, Chordata, Mammalia, Primates, Hominidae. The transcript has 18 exons. Gene Ontology annotation, molecular function: peroxidase activity; heme binding; protein binding. Gene Ontology annotation, biological process: response to oxidative stress.
CAUCCAGGUCGCUGCAAAUGCUAUUCAUUCAUUCCUUUUUAUGGCUGAGUAGUAUUCCAUCAUAUAUAUAUAUAUAUAUAUAUAUAUAUCUAUACACACCACAGUUUCUUUACCGACUCGUUGAUUGAUGGGCAUUUAGGUUGGUUCCAUGAUUUCGCAAUUGUGAAUUGUGCUGCUAUAAACAUGCAUGUGCAAGUAUCUUUUUUGUAUAACGACUACUUUUCCUCUGGGUAAAUACCCAGUAGUGGGAUUGCUGGAUCAAAUGGUAGUUCUACUUUUAGUUCUUUAAGGAAUCUCCACACUCCUUUCCGUAGUGGUUGUACUAGUUUACGUUCCCACCAGCAGUGUAGAAGCGUUCCCUGAUCACCGCAUCCAUGGCAACAUCUACUGUUUUUUUAUUAUGGCCAUUCUUGCAGGAGUAAGGUGGUAUCGCAUUGUGGUUAUGAUUUACAUUUCCCUCAUCAUUAGUGGUGUUGAGCUUUUUUGUCACGUUUUCAUGUUUGUUGGCCAUUUGUAAAAGUUUUUUUUUUUUUUGAGACAGUCUCGCUCUGUCGCCCAGGCUGGAGUGCAGUGGCGUGAUCUCGGCUCACUGCAAACUCCGCCUCCUGGGUUCACGCCAUUCUCCUGCCUCAGCCUCCCAAGUAGCUGGGAUUACAGGUGCCUGCCACCGCGCCUGGCUAAUUUUUUUGCAUUUGUACAUCUUUUGAGAAUUGUCUAUUCAUGUCCUUAGCCCACUUUUUGAUGGGAUUGUUUUUUUCUUACUGAUUUAAGUUUGUUGGAGAUUCUGGAUAUUAGUCAUUUGUUAGACAUACAGAUUGUGAAGAUUUUCUCCCACUCUGUGGGUUGUCUGUUUACUCUGCUGACUGUUCCUUUUGCCAUGCAAAAGCUCUUUAGUUUAACUAAGUCCCGGCUAUUUAUCUUUGUUUUUAUUGCAUUUGCUUUGGGUUCUUGGUCAUGAAAUCCUUGCCUAUGCCAAUAUCUAGAAGGGUUUUUCCGAUGUUAACUUCUAGAAUUUUUAAGUUUCAGGUCUUAUAUUUAAGUCCUUAAUCCAUCUUGAGUUGAUUUUUGUAUAAGAUGAGAGAUGAGGAUCCAGUUUCAUUCUCCUGUGUGUGGCUAGCUGAUUAUCCCAGCACCACUUGCUGAAAAGGGUGUCCUUUCCCCACUUUGUUUUUGUUUGCUUUGUCAAAGAUCAGUUGUCUGUAAGUAUUUGGGUUUAUUUCUCUGAGUUCUCUAUUCUAUUCCAUUGGUUUAUGUGCCUAUUUUUAUACCAGUACCAUGCUGUUUUGGUGACUGCAGCCUUAUAGUAUAGUUUGAAAUCAGGUAGUGUGACAUCUCCAGAUAUGUUCUUUUUGCUUAAUUAGUCUUACUUUGGCUAUGUGGGCUCUUUUUUGGUUCCAUAUGAAUUUUAGAAUUGUUUUUUCUAAUUCUGUGAAGAAUGAUGGUGGAGCCUUAUUUCUUAUUUUACUGCCUUUUUAUGGUCAUUUUUAAGUAAAUAGCAUGGUGUGUUUACAAAGAAUGUUCUGCAGAUGUUCAUUGUAGUGUUCUGUUAAUGCUAAUUGAAUGAGUUAAAAUUGUGUUCAAAUUCAAUAUAGCCUAAGUAAAUUUGUGUGUGUACCCACAUCAUCUAUCAACUGUGGAGAGAGACUUGGCAAAAACUCUCAUUUUGAUGGUAGAAUGUCAGUUUUUUUCUUGUUAAUUCUUUUGAUUUUUGCUUUAUUUCAGUGUGAUAAUAUGUGGAUUAUGUCCAUUUGGUGAUUUGAACCUUUAACAUCAUGUAGGAGCACUCUUUAUCUUUAGUAAUAUUCUUUGCUUCCAAGUCUAUUUUGUCUGAUACUCAUUUAGCAGUUUUAUUUUGGUGAGUAGUCACCUAGUAUAUCUUUCUAUUCUUAUUGUCAACCUUUUUUGUAUCCUUAUGUUUUAGGUGUGUUUCUUAUAAACAACAUAUAGCUGAGUUUCUUAAAAGUUACUCUGGCAGUCUUUGAAUUUUACUUGAAGCAUUGCCUUCUUUUCAUUUUCAUUGUUACUAUAGAGUGAUAUUUUGUGCUAUAUAUCAAGUUUUUUUCCUCCAUUUUUUAGGAUUGAUUAUUGUUUCGUUUUUUGUCCAUUAUUAGUUUGAAAGUUAUAUAUUUAUUUUUUCUGCUCUCAGUGAUUACUCUCGACAUUUUAAUGCACUCACCUAACUUACAAACUUCUAAAGUUAGUUUCUUCCUACUUGAUACAAGCCACUUUAGAAUACUUCGAUAAACUCUGGAGUCAUUAUUGUGUUUGAACUAUAUAAUUUUAAGCCCCUAUGGUACACCAUAACUAUUAUUUAUCUAACCAAUGCUUAGUUUUACUCCCACUUACACUUGUUUUUUGCUCAUUAUUUCUUCUUCAUUUUGGACUGUCUCAAUUUCCUUUUGCCUAAAGUACAUCUUUUCAAAUUAUUUUAAUGAAAGACGGUAGCUAACUCUUACUUUUUUCUGUCUGAAAAUGUUUUAUUUUGACUUUGUUCUUGAAAAAAAAGUCCACUUGUUAUAGAAUUUUAAAUCAACACUUUAAAACACAAGAAUUACGAUUUCUUUGCAUUCUGGCUUUCAUUGUAGCUAUUACGUCAACUGACAGCCAUUCCUUUGAAGGUCAUCUGUCUUUUACUUCUGUGUGCUUUAAAGAUUUCAUCUUGACGUUGUUAAUAUUCUUGUCUUGGCACUGUUAAUUUUCUGUAGUUUGAUAUAAUGUGCUUGGGUAUGAAUUUCUUUUCAUUUAUUCUGCCUAUUGUAGCUGUGCGGGUUCAUCUCUUUCAUCAGUUCUAGAAAUUCUUGGCUGUGUUUUUUCUUACAAAUGUUGUCUCAACUUUAUGUUUCUCAGCAUUGAAAUCUAGAUUUCCUUAGAUAAUAUCUUCUUAUCACGAAUCUUCUCUUUAGUUGCUUUAAAUCUGCUGUUAAACCUUUACAUUGAGUUUUAAUGUUUGUUGUAUUUUAGUUUAUAGUUCUGUGUUUUCAAGUCUGCCUGUUUGUUUUUAUGGUCUUCUACUCUUUAUUAAUAUGUUCAACUCUGUAAACAUACUGCCUAAUUCUAUUCUAUGUUGGAUUCCAGUAUGUGAACGCUCAAAGUGGGCUCAUGUUCAUAAGGUGUGAUGGCUAGCUUUCAUAACACUGUUUCUGUUUCUUUUGUAUUUUGUGGGUUUUGACUGAGCUUGUAUUGUAAACUGUGGGAAUUAUUAGAGGCCCCAGGUUGUUUUUGCCAAGGAGCACUGCCAACUUAUGACCUUUUUAAAUGCUCCACCUACAAGUUUUUUGUGCCAUCCAAGUAGAGUGGCCCGAAAAUCCAUGUGAAGGCUACUUUGGAGAUAGCACGCCUCCAGGAAGAUUUGUUUGCUGCCUCCCCAUAGCAAGCUUUGAAAUAGGUCAUUUUACUUGUGUCUUCUGGGUUGUAUAGGUAGGUGGGUGGGUGGAAGUGGAGGCAGGGGGCAGAAUUAUUUCUAGUUCAUCCUUAAGAUAUGGCUAUGGCUUUAUACAGGAGAUUUUUGAAAUAAGACUCUCUCAUAAGAAGGGACUUUUCUUUUUCCUGUAUCCCUGCUACUCCAAUUCCUGCAGUUCUUUUCACAGGUUGAACAGACAGUUUCAAGCUGCAUCGGCCUUCAUUGUUUACCCACCUUGCUGGCUUCUUAUGUUCACUUCAUUUUUUGGACUCUUGUAUAUGUCUUACUGAUUUCCUCAGUAAUAGCACAUUGAUGCAUUUAUACAAUUUUAAAGGUAUUUUAAUAAAUUAGCGCAUUUAGUCGUUUUCAGCUGGAAAGUUGUCCUAAGUCACUGUCCAAAAGGACUUCCGAUCAUGAGCAGGGCCAUGCCUUGCAGUUCUUAGUCCUGUACUGACAGUUGGUAAUCAGUAGAUUUUUUUUUUUCAUUCAACGUAAGUUUAGGUUUCUAAAGUGGAAAGUUUUUUGUAUUUUUUUUUUUCUGUAAAAAAAAUGCUUUAUGGGCCGGGUGCGGUGGCUCACCCCUGUAAUCCCAGCACUUUGGGAGGCCAGAGCGGGUAGAUCACAAGGUCAGGAGAUCGAGACCAUCCUGGUCAACAUGGUGAAACCCUGUCUCUACUAAAAUACAAAAAAUUAACCAGGUGUGGUGACAGGCACCUGUAAUCCCAGCUACUCAGGAGGCUGAGGCAGGAGAAUCGCUUGAACCUGGAAGGCAGAGGUUGCAGUGAGCCAAGAUCGCGCCAUUGCACUCUAGCCUGGCAACAGAGUGAGACUCCAUCUCAAAAAAAAAAAAAAAAAAGCUUUAUGAAUGCAGAUUUUUUUUUAUAAUUCGAACUGAAAACAAGGCACAAAAACUUGCAGAAUUUUUUCCCUUCGACCUAAUUAUUAUACACCCUUAGCUCAAUGACUUUUAGAACCGCAUGUCUUGCCUUUUUCUCCCUCCUGAACUUACAUAUUUCUGAGUCCCUACCCUUUUUAAGUCUACUUUAUGAAUGCAAGAUAUUUUUAUAUUUUUGUAUUUUAUAUAUUUUAUAUUAUUUAUAUUUUUUGUAUUUUAUAUUUUGAACUGCAAACAAGGCACAAACCUGCAGGUCUUGUCUAUGUCCUCCAAAUCACAGGCACUGCCAAGAGCAUAGUGAUUGUUGGGGGGGAUUUAAAGGAAUAAAUUUCCUUUUUUGGCUUUAUUGGUAUACUUGGACAAUAAAAGUCAUGUGAACAAUGUCAAAUGUAAAGUUUAAAAUAAAUCAUUCUUGUUCAUGGAGAUUAGUUUUGUUUUUUAGAUCUUUUUACAUUUUAAUCUCCCCAAAAUCACAUAUUUAGAUAUGAACAUUUUGCCAAAAGAGGGCAGUAUUCGCCUACAGUAGAAUGUAAAGGGACUGAAACAUUUCUGCAGAGAGAAGGAUGAACUUAUUUUCCUCCUAAGAUUGGUCUACUAGUCUGAUCAUCUGGGAUUGACCAUGCAAGUUUUAAUUUGUUUUCUAUUACUUUUAUGGAUUUAAAACAUUUUUGUUUGAAAAUGUUAGUCUUUAAAGAUAAAGCCAAAAAUCUGUUUAAAAAUACCUGCUUACAGAAUGACCAAAAAGUAGAUGUUUUCAUAUUUAUUAAGUUUUCACACACAUCCUCAACGAGGUGCUGCUCACUUCAGGGAAAGAUGGCCAGUUCAAACUGCUGAUGAAAAGUCUGCAACCAGCAAGACCACUGCUGCCAGUGUGUCCUGAGGGAGCUUGCAUCUGUUUGACUUUACAUAUACAUACUUAGGUUUGUCCAUCAGUUGUAUCCUCUUCAAGGAGGUAUGUGAGUUCAUGGUUUUAAGCAUAUAAAUUUAAACGUUAAAGGAAGAAAUCAGAAGUAGCCCGUUUGAGUCUUACUUGAGUGAAAUGUGUUGGGUUUCAGCAGCAGAAUAUAUAGAAGGAAAUGAAACAAUUUUUUUUAAAGAGCAUAGUUUGGAAUAAAGAAAGAAUAUGUGCACCUAGAUGAACGAAUUAGAACUCUGCCUGCCCUUUAGGGUUUGGUAAUGUUACCAGAUAAAAAAGAAGAAAAGCUGUUCUGCAUUGUUUCAAUACAUUCUUAAUCAACUUGGGCUUCAAAAGGACAGCUGGAGGCUAAGAGGCCGGGUUUUUCAUCAAAUGCGCAGUGGAAGUAAUUUUGGAAAAGUUUGUUUGCAUUAUGCUGCCUAAAACACGGUGUUUUAGGAAGAGGCUUUUGCAUUGAAAAGCUUCUCGUCCUCGCCUCUGGGAGUCUAGUGCUUCAUAGAGCUGCUUGUGCCCUCAGCCCUGUAAUGUGAUAUCCCUCCUCCUGGAUUGGUCAGAGGGGUGUCCUUUCCCUGGGAGCUGCUUUCCACCACGGCUCCCAAACUUGGCUCAGUCCAGCAGCCACCAUCACCACCACUGCGGUUGCUGCUGCAGCUGCGGCUGCUGCUCUCCCUCCGGCUGCUUCUUCGCGUGGCCAGCAGCGAAUGGAGCGAUGGAGCCCAGACUGUUCUGCUGGACCACUCUCUUUCUCCUGGCCGGGUGGUGCCUGCCAGGGUUGCCCUGCCCCAGCCGGUGCCUUUGCUUUAAGAGCACCGUCCGCUGCAUGCACUUGAUGCUGGACCACAUUCCUCAGGUACCACAGCAGACCACAGUUCUAGACUUGAGGUUUAACAGAAUAAGAGAAAUUCCAGGGAGCGCCUUCAAGAAACUCAAGAAUUUGAACACACUUCUGCUGAACAACAACCACAUCAGAAAGAUUUCCAGAAAUGCUUUUGAAGGACUUGAAAAUUUGCUAUAUCUGUACCUGUAUAAGAAUGAAAUCCAUGCACUAGAUAAGCAAACAUUUAAAGGACUCAUAUCUUUGGAACAUCUGUAUAUUCAUUUCAACCAACUAGAAAUGCUACAGCCAGAGACCUUUGGAGACCUUCUGAGAUUAGAGCGACUAUUUUUGCAUAACAACAAAUUAUCUAAAAUUCCGGCUGGGAGCUUUUCUAAUCUGGAUUCAUUAAAAAGAUUGCGUCUGGAUUCCAACGCCCUGGUUUGUGACUGUGAUCUGAUGUGGCUGAAGGAGCUUUUACAAGGCUUUGCCCAACAUGGCCACACCCAGGCUGCGGCUACCUGCGAAUAUCCCAGGAGACUCCAUGGGCGUGCAGUUGCUUCAGUAACAGUAGAGGAAUUCAAUUGCCAGAGCCCCCGAAUUACUUUUGAGCCCCAGGAUGUGGAGGUACCAUCAGGAAAUACUGUCUACUUCACCUGCCGGGCGGAAGGAAACCCCAAACCUGAGAUUAUUUGGAUACACAACAACCACUCAUUGGAUUUGGAAGAUGAUACUCGACUUAAUGUGUUUGAUGAUGGCACACUCAUGAUCCGAAACACCAGAGAGUCAGACCAAGGUGUCUAUCAGUGCAUGGCCAGAAAUGCCGCUGGGGAAGCCAAGACACAGAGUGCCAUGCUCAGAUACUCCAGUCUUCCAGCCAAACCAAGCUUUGUAAUCCAGCCUCAGGACACAGAGGUUUUAAUUGGCACCAGCACAACUUUGGAAUGUAUGGCCACAGGCGACCCACACCCUCAUAUCACUUGGACCAGGGACAACGGAUUGGAGCUGGAUGGAUCCAGGCACGUGGCAACGUCCAGUGGACUUUACUUACAGAACAUCACACAACGGGAUCAUGGUCGAUUUACCUGUCAUGCCAACAAUAGCCACGGCACUGUUCAAGCUGCAGCAAACAUAAUUGUACAAGCUCCUCCACAAUUUACAGUAACCCCCAAGGAUCAAGUGGUGCUGGAAGAACAUGCUGUAGAGUGGCUCUGUGAAGCUGACGGCAACCCACCUCCUGUUAUUGUCUGGACAAAAACAGGAGGGCAGCUCCCUGUGGAAGGCCAGCAUACAGUUCUCUCCUCUGGCACUUUGAGAAUUGACCGUGCAGCACAACACGAUCAAGGCCAAUAUGAAUGUCAAGCAAUCAGUUCGUUGGGGGUGAAAAAGGUGUCUGUGCAGCUGACUGUAAAACCCAAAGCUCUUGCAGUGUUUACUCAACUUCCUCAGGAUACAAGUGUCGAGGUUGGAAAGAAUAUAAACAUUUCAUGUCAUGCUCAAGGAGAACCACAGCCCAUAAUUACUUGGAAUAAGGAAGGUGUGCAGAUUACUGAGAGUGGUAAAUUCCAUGUGGAUGAUGAAGGCACGCUGACUAUCUACGACGCAGGGUUCCCUGACCAGGGAAGAUAUGAAUGUGUGGCUCGGAAUUCUUUUGGCCUUGCUGUGACCAACAUGUUUCUUACAGUCACGGCUAUACAGGGUAGACAAGCUGGCGAUGACUUUGUUGAAUCUUCCAUUCUUGAUGCUGUACAGAGAGUUGACAGUGCAAUUAACUCCACACGAAGACAUUUGUUUUCACAAAAACCUCACACCUCCAGUGACCUGCUGGCUCAGUUUCAUUACCCGCGUGACCCACUGAUUGUGGAAAUGGCCAGAGCAGGGGAGAUUUUUGAGCACACGCUGCAGCUGAUACGGGAACGUGUGAAGCAGGGGCUCACUGUGGACUUGGAAGACAAAGAAUUCCGAUACAAUGACUUGGUGUCCCCGCGCUCCCUCAGCCUCAUCGCCAAUUUAUCUGGAUGCACAGCUCGCAGGCCUCUGCCAAACUGCUCCAACCGGUGUUUCCAUGCGAAGUACCGCGCCCACGACGGCACGUGCAACAACCUGCAGCAGCCCACGUGGGGCGCGGCGCUGACCGCCUUCGCGCGCCUGCUGCAGCCAGCCUACCAGGACGGCAUCCGCGCGCCCCGCGGGCUCGGCCUUCCUGUGGGCUCCCGCCAGCCCCUCCCGCCGCCCCGGCUGGUCGCCACAGUGUGGGCGCGCGCGGCGGCCGUCACCCCCGACCACAGCAACACGCGCAUGCUCAUGCACUGGGGCUGGUUUCUAGAGCACGACUUGGACCACACAGUGCCUGCGCUGAGCACAGCCCGCUUCUCCGAUGGGCGGCCGUGCAGCUCCGUCUGCACCAACGACCCUCCUUGCUUCCCCAUGAACACCCGGCACGCCGACCCCCGGGGCACCCACGCGCCCUGCAUGCUCUUCGCGCGCUCCAGCCCCGCGUGUGCCAGCGGCCGUCCCUCUGCGACGGUGGAUUCAGUCUAUGCACGAGAGCAGAUCAACCAGCAAACAGCCUACAUCGAUGGCUCCAACGUUUACGGGAGCUCGGAGCGGGAAUCCCAGGCUCUCAGAGACCCUUCGGUGCCUCGGGGUCUCCUGAGGACAGGCUUUCCUUGGCCUGCCUCCGGAAAGCCCUUAUUGCCCUUUUCUACAGGCCCACCCACCGAGUGCGCGCGACAGGAGCAGGACAGCCCCUGUUUCCUGGCCGGGGACCACCGGGCCAACGAGCAUCUGGCUCUGACCGCCAUGCACACCCUGUGGUUCCGGGAACACAACAGGGUGGCCACGGAGCUGUCCGCCCUGAACCCCCACUGGGAGGGAAAUACGGUUUACCAGGAAGCCAGGAAGAUCGUGGGCGCGGAGCUGCAGCACAUCACCUACAGCCACUGGCUGCCUAAGGUCCUGGGGGACCCUGGCACUAGGAUGCUGAGGGGUUACCGAGGCUACAACCCCAACGUGAAUGCGGGCAUCAUUAACUCUUUUGCUACUGCAGCCUUUAGAUUUGGCCACACAUUAAUCAAUCCUAUUCUUUACCGACUGAAUGCCACCUUAGGUGAAAUUUCCGAAGGCCACCUUCCGUUCCAUAAAGCGCUCUUUUCACCGUCCAGAAUAAUCAAGGAAGGUGGGAUAGACCCGGUUCUCCGGGGGCUGUUUGGCGUGGCUGCUAAAUGGCGGGCACCCUCCUACCUUCUCAGUCCUGAGCUGACCCAGAGGCUCUUCUCCGCGGCUUAUUCUGCGGCCGUGGAUUCGGCUGCCACCAUCAUUCAAAGGGGUAGAGACCACGGGAUCCCACCAUAUGCUGACUUCAGAGUUUUCUGUAAUUUGACUUCAGUUAAGAACUUUGAGGAUCUUCAAAAUGAAAUUAACGAUUCAGAGAUUAGACAAAAACUGAGAAAGGACAGUGCCCUCGGAUGCCAUCUCAGAUUACAGAUGUCUUUGCUGUCAUAAAACCAUGCCGCUUUGUAUUGGAUUAUCAUUUUAAGGUAUGGAACAAAUGUUUAACAUUAGGUUUGGGGGCGAAGGUUGACAAGUGAAAUGACAUACCAAAGCUAUUAAUACAGAAGCUGCUUUAUAAUCUUACUAAUGACCAAUUAUAACCACAAAAGAAGAGCUACAAUGUCUACGAUUGAAAAAGUUAAAAAAAAAAUAGAAUUGACAUUCUCCAGAGUAAUGCAGAUGAAUUAAUAAGAAAUGUUUUGAGAGCUUAUGGAUCUCAGACUUCCGUCUAAGGAAAGUGGAGAGGAUUUAUUUUUCCAGACAUAGGCUCUACAUGAUUAAUAAGUUACUUAUAUAGGAUGUGCACGAAGACUCCCAACAUUUCUUGGAGCUGCUGUGGUGAGCCAUGGUAAAGUAAUAUAGAACAAUAAGGAUAGGAAUAGUUAAUGUUUAGCUGAAUUAUUUAAGACAUGAGAAACAGAUCAAUGAUGAAGAACUGAAAUUAACAAAGCCAGGAUUAUACUCUCUGGGAAAGUUCAAUGUUCUAACUUCUAAAACUUCUAAGUACUAUUUUUUUCUGGACUCUUAUAGUUCAUAGACAUAAAUCUGACCCUAUGUAACUUUCUGAUUUCCAUUAUUAUUAUUUCUCAUAUUCUGCAUAAUUUAAUUCUAACCAUUCAGAGAUCAAUAUAUCUUUUUUUUAAACUUAUUUUAAAGAAGUAAUGCAGGGGUGUAUGAUAAGUCUCUGUACCUUUCACUCAGUUUUGCUGUGAACCUAAAACUGCUGUACAAAAUCAAGCCUAUUAAAAAAUUAAUUGAAGGGUCUCUUCAAAGAUACAUUAAAAUUACAUUAUACUAAAAAUAAGCAGGUGUAAGAUUUAGGACAAUAGUCUCAUUUUUGGCAGGCAAAUUGUUUUAAAAAUUAGGAGUGAAUUUAGCAUAAAGUCAAUGGAAGGUCAUAAUUAUAUUAGUUUUCUAGGCUGUCGUAACAACGGACCACACACUGGGUGGCUUAAGACAUCAGAAGUUUAUCAUCCCACAGUUCUGGAGUCUGGAAGUCUGGAAUCAAGGUGUCAGCAGGGCCACGCUUCCUCAGGAUCUUGGAGGAGAGAAUCCUUUGCUUUUCCUAGUUUCUGGUGGUUUCCCAGCAACCCUUGGUUUCCCUGGCUUGCAGCUGCAGUGCCUCAGUCCCUGCCUCUGCUGUAGGACAGCAUUCUCACUCUCGGUCUCUGUUCAAACUGCCCUUUUAAAGAUAAGGACACCAUGGCCCGGAGCGGUGGCUCACGCCUAUAAUCCCAGCACUUUGGGAGGCCAAGGCGGGCAGAUCACAAGGUCAGGAGAUCGAGACCAUCCUGGGUUAACAUGGUGAAACCCCGUCUCUGCACAUGUAUACAUAUGUAACAAACCUGCACGUUCGUGCACAUGUACCCUAAAACUUAAAGUAUAAUAAUAAAAAAAUUCACUAUUGUUAUGAAAGUUAAAGUCAGCAGUAGCCAUAAUUUAGCAGUUAACCUGUCAUUAGUGUUUCUAUUUUUCUUAUUAAAUCAUAUCUUUUGGGCCUCUGGUCAAAAAAAAAAAAAUUAGCUGGGCGUGGGGAUGGGUGCCUAUAGUCCCAGCUACUCAGGAGGCUGAGACAGGAGAAUGGCAUGAACCCGGGAGGUGGAGCUUUCAGUGAGCCGAGAUUGCACCACUGCACUCUAGCCUGGGCGACAGAGUGAGACUCUGUCUCAAAAAUAAAUAAAUAAAUAAAUAAAUAAAUAAAUAAAGACACCAGUCAUAUUGGAUCAGGGUCCACCCUAAUGACCUAAUCUUAACUUGAUUACAUCAGCAAAGAUCCUACCUCCAAAUAGUAUUACCAUAUUAGCAGAUACUGGGGGGCAGUACUUCCCCAUGUUAAUAUCUUUUCAUGGGAACACAACUCAACUCAUAGCAAUAAUUAAAAUUUAGUUCUUACCUAACAAAAUAUUGUUUACUUAUUUUGGAGGUUGGUGCAGCCUUGGACAAAUUUUUUUUUUUUACUCAUUUUAUUGGAAACACAGGAUAAGACACAGAACAAUAAAGAGAAACAAAAUGCUUUGGCAAAAGACUCUAGAAGACCUAAGUGGGAAAGAAGAUUUUCAGAAAAAGUUUUGACAUAUGCUCUUCAAUCAAACCUAGUGUUCCAUUUAUAAAUGUAAUUUGGGAGGUUCCAAAGGCCCAUGGAGUCAUUUAGGGAAUGCAAAAGAAGGAACACUAUCUAACUUACUUUCUCAGGCCAGUAACAUUUUGAUAUUAAAAUAAACAAUAACAGUACGAGGCAAGGAAAUUUACAAGACAACAUCUCAUAUAAAUGUAUAUAAAAAUUAUAAACAAAGCAUUGAAAACUCAAGUUGAAUGCCAUAUAUACGUACAUAUAUAACAUGAUCAUAAUAGGUUCGUUUCAGUAAUAUAAUUAGUCCAAGAUUUUUAAAGUGUUGAUAUAAUUUAGAUCAUAAGCUGAUUGAAAAAGAAAAAGGUGAUUAUUUCAGUAUUGGCAGAAAAAAACAUUCCAUGUAAAAUGCAACAUUUCUCUAGAAUUUAAGAAAGGCUGUUAGAAUUCUAGGAAAAAUGAAACAUACUAACUAAAUAAAGAACAUCUCGAAAAUACAUUGUAAGCAUUAAUUGUUAGAAGCAUUCCAUUUAAAAACAUGAAUAGACAUAAAUGGCAGCAACUUCAAAAUUGUAUUGAAAAGUAUAAUCAAGACAAUAACAUAAGAAAAAGAUAAAGAUCAGAAAGGAUAAAACUGCCAUAUUACUUUUUUUUUGCAAAUACUCUAUGUAGUAAAUGGGAAUGAAUAUAAAGAAAAAUUGCUCUUCCAAAGAGAAGAAAAGGUAAAGAAGAAGUCUAACAAGUUGUGCAUUGUGUUGUAAUGAUAAUUAAAAGACUUACAGAUAGUUAUUAAAGAGUGGAGACAACGAACAUUCUCAGGUGUAGAAAGAUUGAGUAAUAUUGAUAGGUCAGUACUUCCCACAAAUGAUAUACUUAUUGUAGUGCCAAUGAAGAGCUUAGUAGUGCUUCUUUGUGGCAUCAAUAGCUGAUUUUAAAAUUAAACUGGUAAAGCUGAUGGCCAAGAGGAACAUGGUAGGGUGGCUUGAUGUUCCAGUUAGCAACCCUUCCUAUAAAGCAAACUUGUCCAACCUGCAGCUUGUGGGAGGCACGCAGCCCAGGAUGGCUUUGACUGUGGUCCUAUACAAAUUCAUAGACUUUCUUAAAAUACUAUGAGUUUGUGAUUUUUUUUUUUUUUUAGCUCGUCAGCUAUUCUUAGUGUAUUUUAUGUGUGGCCCAAGACAAUUCUUCUUUUUUCAAUGUGGCCCAGGGAAGCCAAGAGAUUGGAUGCCCUGAUAUAAAGCUUUUAGUAAUUAAGACAAUAGAAUAGAAUAGAAAGCCACAAGAAAAAGGGCUCAUAUAUGGAAAUAUCCUAUUUGAAAGAGCUGCAAGAAACAUUAGUGAGAAGUGAGGACAUAUUCAGUAAGUGGUGCGAUACCAAGUGGCUACCCUUGGAUUAAAAAUGAGUAUGGAUUCUGAUCUCAUCUCAUAUAUGAAAAUCAAUUCCAGAUAGAUAUGGGAAUUAAAUCUGAGAGGCAAAAUUUUAACUUCACAAAAAAUAAAAGAGAAUAUCUCUAUGGCAUUGGGGAAAGAAAGAAAUUUUUAGUAAGGUACAAAAAAUUGUAAAAUUGAUAUAAAAAUUGAUAAAAUAACCUUAAGAUUAAGAAAAUAUUUUCAUCAGAAUCUAACAUAAUGAGAAUGAUUAAAAGCACCACAAAUACAAGGAAUACAUUUGGACAUAGAUCACAGUAUUAGCAUUCAGAAUAUAUAGAGAAUUAACAGUAAAAAAAAAAACCAAUUAAAAAAGGGUAAAAAGUAUAAAUACACAUUUCACGUAAGAAAAAAACUAAAUUUUCAAUCAACACGUAGAAGAUAUUCAAUUGUAUAAUUAAUUAGGAAGAUCCAGAAUCAUAAUGAAACACCAUUUCACACCCCUCAGAUUACCAAAAAUUUUUUGAAAAAGACGUAUUUUCAGGUUAGCCCUAGGAAAAUAAUUGUCCCUUACUUGUAAAUCUCUCACCACAGCCUUUUCCAAAUCUGUAAGGUCAACAAAGAGAACACAAAAUAACAAAUGACUCAUACCUUCAAUUAGUGAGACACAGAAAAUGGCAUGAGUUUCAAUGGCAAGUUUGAAAAUAAGUUAUCGGAGCUGCCACUGGAAAUCCACGUUCACUGGAAGUUUGUGGAUUGGGAAAAAGAAAGGUAAGCUAAUUUAAAAAAUCUCCAUGGACAAAGAAAUGGGAAAGACGGAAGAAAAAAUACAGAAAAGGCUGGGGCGUCCUGGCACUGUGGCAAGAGGAGUCCUUGAGCCCGGGAGCUUGAAGCUACAGUGAGCUGUGAUUGUGUGUCCGGAAUUGGUGGGUUCCUGGUCUCACUGACUUCAAGAAUGAAGCCGCAGACCCUCGCGGUGAGUAUUAACAGUUCUUAAAGGUGACAUGUCGGGAGUUUGUUCUUUCUGAUGUUCGGAGUUUCUUCCUUCUGGUGGGUUCAUAGUCUUGCUGGCUUCAGGAGUGAAGCUGCAGACCUUCGCGGUGAGUGUUACAGCUCUUAAGGCGGCACGUCUGGAGUUGUUCGUUCCUCCCGUCCUGUCCCAGUGGGUUCCUGGUCUUGCUGGCCUCAGCAGUGAAGUUGCAGAUCUUCACAGUGAGUGUUACAACUCAUAAAGGCAGUGCACACCCAAAGAGUGAGCAGCAACAAGAUUUAUUGCAAAGCGCAAAAGAACAAAUCUUCCACACAGUGGAAUGAGACCCCAGGGGGUUGCCACUGCUGGCUGGGGCAGCCUGCUUUUUUACCCUUUUCUGGCCCCACCCACAUCCUGCUGAUUGGUCCAUUUUACAGAGAGCUGAUUGGUCUGUUUUGACAGGGUGCUGAUUGGUGAGUUUACAAUCCCUGAGCUAGACACAAAAGUUCGCCAAGUCCGCACUAGAGUAGCUAGACACAGAGCAGUGAUUGGUGCAUUUACAAACCUUGAGCUAGACACAGGGUGCUGAUUGGUGCAUUUACAAACCUUGAGCUAUACACAGUGCUGAUUGGUGUAUUUAAAAUCCCUUAGCUAGACAUAAAGGUUCUCCAAGUCCCCACCAGAUUAGCUAGAUACAGAGUACUGAUUGGUGCGUUUACAGACCUUGAGCUAGACAGAGUGCUAAUUGGUGUAUUUACAAUCCCUUAGCUAGACAUAAAGGUUCUCCAAGUCCCCACUCCACUCAGGAGCCCAGCUGGCUUCACCCAGUGGAUCCCGCACGGGGCCUCAGGUGGAGCUGCCUGCCAGUCCCCUGCCCUGCUCCUGCACUCCUCAGCCCUUGGACAGUGGAUGGGACCUGGUGCUGUGGAGCAGGAGCAGGCAGUGGCGCUCGUCCGGGAGGCUGGGGCUGUGCAGGAGCCCACGAUGUGGGGGAGGCGGGCUGCAGGUCCCCAGCCCUGCCCCGCAGGGAGGCAGCUGAGGCCCCGCGAGAGUUCGAGCGCAGCGCUGGCCAGCCGGAACUGCUGGGGGACCCGGCGCACCCUGCGCAGCUGCUGGCCCGAGUGCUAAGCCCCUCACUGCCUGGGACCGGUGGUGCCAGCGGGCUGCUCUCAGUGUGCGCCAGCUGAGCCCAUGCCCACCCGGAACUCGCGCUGGCCCGCAAGCACCCUGCGCAGCCCCGGUUCCUGCCUGCACCUCUCCCUCCACACCUCCCUGCAAGCUGAGGGAGCCAGCUCCGGCCUCCUUCAGCUCAGAGAGGGGUUCCCACAGUGCGGUGGUGGGCUGAAGGGCCCCUCAAGGGUAGCCAGAGUGGGCUCUGGCUACUGAGGCUGAGGAGGCAGCGACAGCGAGUGAGGGCUGCCAGCACGCUGUCACCUCUCAAUUGCACCACUGCAGUCCAGCAUGGGCGAGAAAGUGAGACCCUGUCUCUUAAAAAGAAAAAAAAAAAAAAUCCCCUGGAAGGAAAAACUCCACCACCAAGUACUAAGUUGUCAAGUGAAAUUCUGGAAACCUGGAAGUUAUCAACACCAGUUACAAAUCUGAGAGUGUCCAGAAAUGGCUUUGGCUUUGUGUGUGUGUGUCUGUGUGUGUGUGUGUGUGUAGAGAAAGGGUAUAGUGCCCCUUCAGAUUUGAUGGUGACAUUAAAGCAGAAUGAAAUGAAAUUAAGGAUGCUCUAGCACUUAAAGAGGAACAAGGCUGGGCGCGGUGGCUCACGCCUGUAAUCCCAGCAUUUUGGGAGGCUGAGGAGGGUGGAUCAGGAGGUCAGGAGAUCGAGACCAUCCUGGCUAACACGGUGAAACCCCGUCCCUACUAAAAAUACAAAAAAUUAGCCGGGCAUUGUGGCGGGCGUCUGUAGUCCCAGCUACUCGGGAAGCUGAGGCAGGAGAAUGGCGUGAACCCAGGAGGUGGAGUUUGCAGUGAACUGAGAUCCUGCCACUGCAUUCCAGCCUGGGGGACAGAGCAAGACUCAGUAUAAAAAAAAAAAAAGAGAGAGAGAGAAGAGAAGCAAAACAUGUUAACUCUCACUUCUCCCCAUCAUCACCAAAACAGACAUCAAAAAGACUGUACUUCCCUGUAGUGAAAGAAGAGUAUGCUACCCAACCAGAAAUUCAUUUCGUGAAAUGCAUAGGAAUUAAAAGAGAGAGAGAGAGAGAGAUUUGUAUUUCAAAUAAAGCUAUGUAACAAGAAAACAGAAAUGCAAAUCAAAACAUUUCAGAGGAAAAAUCUCUCAGAAAAAGAAUUGAAACAGGAGGAAACAAUAACACAACCUUCAAACCGGAAUUAAACAGCACUCAAACAUUCAGGCAGGCACUUAGAAAUCUAAAAAGUCCAUCUAUUAUCGGAAACCAAGAAGGAGAAAGUGGGGAAGGGCAGCAGUGAUGAGAGUUGACUUACAAAAUAAAGUAAAAUGGAAUAAGUUACAAUGUGUCGAGGAAUAAUAUGCCUGUCUGUUCCAGGCUGUACAGCUCUCCAGGUGACAUUGAAAAUUUUGAUAUGCUUCUUGUCGAUGUAUGAAUUGUACAUCCAUUUUGGAUAGCAGUUUGGCAUUGUCUUUUAAAAUUGAAGAUAUACAUAUGGAUAUCUAUCAUAGAGUAAUUCCGUGUACUCAUUAUGGGAAUAUGAAUCAUACAUCAAUUUCAUAUAGCAGUUUGGCAUUAACUAUUAAAAUUGAAGACACUAUACUCUGCCCUCAGAAUUCUAGCUCUUGCACAACAUAAUCUAGAGCAGGGAUCUGCAAACCACAGCCAAGUGGCCAAAUCUGACCUACUUUUCUAAUUUUGUAAAUAAAGUUUUAUUGGAACACAACUAUGUCUGUUUGUUUAUAUGUUGUCUAUGGCUGCUUUUAUGCAAAACAGGAGUUGGGUAGUUGCAACAGAACCCACAGUUGUUCCACAAAGCUGAAAAUACUGGCUCUCUGGCCCUUUAUGGUAAAAAUUUGCUGACGCCACCUAGUCUAGAGAAACUCUUGUGCAUAUGAAGAAACGUAGAGAAUGUUCAUAGUGUAAAAGUUGAAAACCUCACAAGUAUUCAUCACCAGUGUAACUAAACUAAAUUGGAAUGGUUUCCAGUAAUAGACUGUUUACUAUACAGCAGAGAAAAUGAAGAAAGUACAAAUAUAUGCAACCACACAAUUGCGUCGCCAAGUAAACUGUUGAGUGAGAAAAAGGAAGUAUGAAUACUAUAUUUCCAUUUGUGACAAGGUUAAAACAUGCAAACUAAACUAUUUGUAGUUUAGGGAAUCAUAUGUAUGAAAUAAAACAAGGGACAAGUUAAGUUGGUGUCACGUUUGUCAUUAGAGUACAGAAAAAAAAACAAUCAGAGUGGCUCCUACUGGGAGUGUCAAGCAUAUGGACAUAUUUUCUUUCUCUGGUGAGCCAAGGCUGUUGGCUUAUAAUCAACAUUUGCAUUGUGCUUUUUUGUUUGUUUGUUGUUUUCAAAAAUUGCUUCAAAUCUUAGAUCAAAUACUUAUUGCCUUUUUAUCAAGAGAAAACUUACCUAACACUAUUAUCUUAUCAUCUCCGCAAAUUAUGAUUUUCUAUUGACUUUUUAGCAUACCUAGCAUAUACACGGAUGUGGACAUUUCUCAAUGCUGAAUUGUUAAUUUUCUAUGUAUUUCUGAAGGAAUUAGCUAGAUGCAUUUAUACAUGACAUAACACACACACACUUGCAUAUAUAUAUAUACAGUUAUACUCCAUAUGUUUAGAGAAUAAUUAUAAAGAAUUGCACAGGGAACAUUGCAUGAGGCUUGGUGUCAUAUGUCCUUGGUUAGGUUAUGACUCUGCCUCCUGCCUAUGGGGUGAUCCCUGAGGGUUCCUUCAUUUGAGUGCUUUCCCCCGUGAAAUGAGAAUACAGUAAUCAUAUCUACUUUUCUUUUUUUGGGUGGAUAAAAUAAUGCUUGGUGGUCAUUCACAUAAGGAAUAUUUUCAAUUUCACUUCCAGUCUCAGGCGUGUGCUGUCUGCCU